AUGGAAGAAGAAGCAAAGAUCUCUUCCUCUUCACCUCCUCCUCCUGCUUCUACUACUACUACUACUACUGCUACUCCGAGUAGUUUUGCUAAUACCAGUUCGCAUGCAAAUGCAAAUGCAAAUGCAUCUUCGGGGAGUUCGCGGUGGAACCCGACGAAGGAGCAAAUAAGCAUACUGGAGGGGUUAUACAAGCAGGGGAUACGCACGCCGAGCGCGGAGCAGAUACAGCAGAUAACGGGGAAGCUGAGGGAGUACGGGGCGAUAGAGGGGAAGAACGUGUUCUACUGGUUCCAGAACCACAAGGCGCGCCAGAGGCAGAAGCAGAAGCAGGAGACCUUCGCCUACUUCUCUCGCCUCCUCCACCACGCAACGCCGCCGCCGCCACCGCCGCCGCUGCUGCAGCCGCAACCGCUUUCUCCGCCGCCGCAGUCGCCUUCCUCUCUUUCUCAUGCACCACCAUGCACCAACAUUAUGUGCGGCCCAUACAACGUAGCUACGCCCCAUGUGCAUGGCGUUGGAGGUGUUGGCAUCUACCAACCCCACCACUCCACCAUGUUCAUGUCCCCCGAAGCUUUAAAGAGGUGGCCAAAACCACAAGGGUUCCAGAGAACGCUCAUGACCCCCGUUGACCAAUACUAUCACAACUACUCUACUAGUUCAAGCCAUGGCCAUACUAUUGGAGGUGAUAAUGCUAAUGAUAAUGGUCAUAACAAUGGUGAUGAUGAUAACAUGGAGAAUGAGACGCUGCAGCUGUUUCCGGUGCACCCGACCGGCGUGUUGGAGGAGAGGUCGAGGAGUUCGCGCACGUCGACGGCGUCGACAGAGGCCGCCGAAAGCUUGGAGGAGGAGGAAGAAGAAGAAGAAGAAGAAGAGACGUUGAGGAGUGAUAAUGAAAACCAACUCACAAAACCGUUCUUCGACUUCUUUGGUGGUGCUAAUUAA
This is a messenger RNA of Ananas comosus (pineapple), 942 nucleotides long. Its product is annotated as WUSCHEL-related homeobox 2-like. The record is from RefSeq and is a predicted model, not a curated record. Gene Ontology annotation, molecular function: DNA-binding transcription factor activity; DNA binding. Bases 1 to 942 code for a protein of 313 amino acids. NCBI's taxonomy places the organism in Eukaryota, Viridiplantae, Streptophyta, Magnoliopsida, Poales, Bromeliaceae. Gene Ontology annotation, biological process: plant organ development. The transcript is spliced from 2 exons.